AUGGCGGACCCCAAAUACGCUGAUCUCCCUGGCAUUGGCAGAAAUGAACCAGAUGUUUAUGAGACCAGCGACCUCCCUGAGGACGACCAAGCAGAAUUUGAUUCGGAGCUGGAGGAGCUUACAAGUACAAGUGUGGAACACACCACUGUCAACCCAAAUGCUGCCUAUGACAAGUUCAAAGACAAAAGAGUGGGAACCAAGGGACUUGACUUUUUGGAUCAUAUUGGGAAAACCAAAAGGACAGGAUGUGAAUCUGGAGAGUUUUAAAUGCUUGGAGAGGGACUGGGGCAGAAGGAGACACCCCAACAGAAGUACCAAAGACUGUUGCAUGAGGUUCAAGAAUUAAUGACUGAGGUGGAGAAGAUAAAGACAACAGUGAAGCAGUCAGCCGCUGAGGAGAAGCUGACCCCCGUGAUGUUGGCCAAACAUCUGGCCGUCCUGAAACAGCAGCUCAUUGCCUCCCACCUAGAGAAGCUGCUGGGACCUGAUGCUGCCAUCAACCUCACUGACCCUGACGGAGCCCUGGCCAACCGUCUACUAGUGCAACUGGAGGCAGCUAAGAGCAACAAAGGGAAUGGGACAGGGGGCAAGGACAGUGCCGGGCCCUCCCCUGACAGCAGCCUGGUUACUUAUGAGCUUCACUCUCCGCCUGAGCAAGACAAGUUCUCCCAGGCCGCCAAGGUUGCAGACCUUGAGAAACGGCUGUCAGAGCUGGAGGCAACAGUGCACUGUGACCAGGACCCUCAGAAUCCCUUGUCUUCGGGUCUGCAGGGAUCUUGCCUGAUGGAAACAGUGGAGCUGUUGCAGGCAAAGGUGAGCACCCUGGACCUUGCUGCUUUGGAUCAGGUAGAAGCAUGCCUACAGAGUGUCCUGAGGAAAGUGAAUGAGAUUGCUAAACACAAAGCUGCUGUGGAAGAUGCAGACACACAAAGCAAGGUACAUCAGUUGUAUGAGACAGUUCAGUGCUGGAGUCCCAUUGCUGCUACCCUUCCAGAACUAGUACAACGACUUGUUACCAUCAAGCAGCUGCAUGAGCAAGCUAUGCAGUUUGGUCAGCUCCUGACACAUCUGGAUACCACCCAACAGAUGAUCACUGGUUCUCUCAAGGACAACGCUGCCUUACUGGCUCAGGUGCAGGCUACCAUGCAUGAGAACCUGGUCACAGUGGAGGGAAACUUUGCCAGGAUCAACACACGAAUGAAGAAACUAGGAAAGUGAGCAGAAGUGGAGGGGCAGU
Messenger RNA from Dromiciops gliroides (monito del monte), 1237 nucleotides. RefSeq names its product dynactin subunit 2-like. The record is from RefSeq and is a predicted model, not a curated record. NCBI's taxonomy places the organism in Eukaryota, Metazoa, Chordata, Mammalia, Microbiotheria, Microbiotheriidae. The transcript has a single exon. Gene Ontology annotation, cellular component: cytoplasm; dynactin complex; centrosome. Gene Ontology annotation, biological process: mitotic spindle organization.